GAACCUCUCAUGAAUCCAUAUAUAUAGCCAAUGAAGCCCAGGAAAUCAUUUUAUCACUGAGAUAAUUACAGGGGAAGGAGAUCAUAGUAUACUGAUCAUCUGAGGCAUAUACAUAUAUACAUACACUUUUGGAUUCCAUAUAUACAUAUAUAUAUAUAUAUAGAUAGAGAGAGAGAGAGAGAGAGAGAGAGAGAGAGAGAGAUCAAUUGCGAAAAGAUGGUUAGAGCUCCAUGCUGUGAGAAGAUGGGACUGAAGAGAGGUCCAUGGACACAUGAAGAAGAUCAGAUACUCAUCACUUACAUCAAUCUCUAUGGUCAUGACAAUUGGAGAGCACUUCCCAAACAAGCUGGUUUAUUAAGGUGUGGAAAGAGCUGCAGACUCCGAUGGACGAAUUACUUGCGACCAGACAUUAAGCGCGGAAACUUCAGCAGAGAAGAAGAGGACACUAUCAUUGAGCUGCAUGAGAUGUUGGGAAAUAGAUGGUCAGCAAUUGCGGCGAGAUUGCCCGGACGGACAGACAACGAAAUAAAAAACGUUUGGCACACCCACUUGAAAAAGAGGCUCAAGCAAAACCAGGCCAGUGCUACUACCCCUGUAGCCAAACAACCCCACUCUCUCAAAACGCAGAUAAAUGAUCACCUAGAAAAUAUUGAAACAAACCCCAUUACUGAUUAUCCCAAUCAAGUGAAGCUGGAGAGCCCACAACAUUCCUCCAGUGAAAUCUCCUCCGUCACCACCGCCGCCACGACAAUGGAAGCUGAUGAUGCAUUGGACAAUUACUACUUCCCUGAUGUGGAUGAGAAUUUUUGGUGCGACGUAUUCUCCGACCACGACUCUGGCCCGAUGGCUAGCGGUUUUCCGGCAGCCGAAGAUCAUGUGGAAAAUGUUUAUGGGUACAGUUCAAGCAAGCCUGAUGGGAAUGGGAUGGACUUUUGGUACCACCUGUUUACAACGGCUGAGGGAUUGCCAGAAUUACCAGAUUUUUAGCAUGCAAAAUAUAUGGUUCAAUGAAUUUGUAUAUUUUUCUUCUUUCGUAGUAGUAUUAGAUUUUAAUUCCUUUUUUUAGUUCCUGUAAUCCUGUUUUACCGUUAAAUACCAAGACAUAACUGAGAAUUGGCCAAAAGUUCUUUGUGUCGAAAAUUUCCAAAAUUGUAUCAGCUGG
Molecule: messenger RNA, 1162 nt
Organism: Rhododendron vialii
Lineage: Eukaryota; Viridiplantae; Streptophyta; Magnoliopsida; Ericales; Ericaceae
Product: transcription factor MYB14-like
Exons: 3
Coding region: 217-987 (256 amino acids)
Source: RefSeq, a predicted model, not a curated record